AUAUUGUCAAUAACAGUCAAUUGACUUGUAAAAACUCAUGGAAGAUUUAGAAGAAGAUUCACUAUUGUUAGAUAAUAUUGAUGAGUUUGUUAAUGACCAAAAUAGAAUAGUAACAUACAAAUGGAUUAGUAUGACUUUGCAAUUGGAUGUUAAUAGAUCUAAAAGAUUGCUUGAAAGGUUCGCUGAAGGAAAUGUGGAUCUCAAUGUUUUAUAUUUUGUUGGUGGGUGGAAAAACACAGAUUUUGAUGCCAAAGUGUUAAGUUAUACUAUUGUUAAAAAAGAAAAUCUACUAAAAGUUAAGGAAAAUUUUUCACAGUUAACAUGUUGUGAUGUUUAUAGUAUACAGAAAUGCAAAAUACAGGACUCCAGCUUGCUAUAUUCUGUUGAUUCUGAAAUAGUCAAGAGCAAUUUAUUCUCAUUGAAUAAAUAUAAUACAAUUCAAUGCCACCUUAAAAAUGAGAAGAGAUCUGUUGUAAACAGUUUAGUAGAUCACAGUUUAACUGAAUUACAUCCGAUUUCAAGUAAAGUUGAAACAACUGAUAAGUUGGAAUGUAAAAUUGAAUCAACUGAGAAUCUGAAUGUAUCUAAAAAAACUCUUGUGGAAAAGAAAUUACCAAAAAAAGAAGUGACUAAAGAUACACCUGCUUUAUUUUUUUUUGGCAAUAAACAGAGUACAGCAAAGAAAUCAGAAACGAACAUUGGAGAAAUUGCUUUUAAGAAAAAAAGUGACAUCAAGUCUAGUAUACCAGAUGAAAUGACAUCAAAAAAAAAAGGUGACAUCAAGUCUAGUAUAUCAGAUGCUUUCAAUAAAUCUGUAAAAAAUUCAAAACCAGAAAAAAUAGCUACAAAAUCAAAUGAAGAAAUAUGUGUUGAGCAAAAUUUUUCAAAAAACGAAGAAACAAGUUUAAAAGGCGAAAAAUUUAUUAGGAACACAGAUUCAAAAAACGAAACUAAUGAUUCUUUUAAUAAAAAUUUAAAAAUUACAAAAAAUAAAAUUAAUGAUUCCUCAGAGACUAUAAAAACCAAAACUGAUGAACCAUCAAAUAAAUAUACAGAAAAAAUGCAAAACAAAACUAAUGAUGAGUCAAGUAAAAACACAGAAACAAUAAAAAAAAACCAAGAUAAACCAAUCAAUAAAAGUAUUGGGAAUAUACAAAGCAAAGCUAAUGAAUUAUCUAGUAAAAACUCAGAAACUAUUAAAAUAAAACAAGAAAUAAUAAAAGAUGAAUACAAUGAAUCAUCAAGUAAUGAAAAAUGUUCAAUAAAUUUAAAACCUGUUGAAAAGGCAAAAAAAGAAUUUAAAAGUAUUACAAUGAAUAAGGUGAAGGAUGAAGAAAAUGAUCAAACUAAAAAGACAACUCCGAGAAAAAGAAAGUUAUCACAGGAAGAAAGUGACUCUGAUGAUGACUUUGAAAAUUUUCUUUCAAGUAACAAAAGCUCAUCAAAGUCUAAAAGUGAAACCAAAAGUAAAAAGACGAAGAAAAAUAAAAUCAUCAAGGAUGAGGAUGAAGAUGUUGAAGUAGAAAUUGUAACGACCACACCUGAAAUAUCUGAGUUAAAAGUGAAGAGAAGAAAGAAAGUCAAAAAAGAAAAUGACGUAAACCAACAACAUCUGAGUUUUAACACGACUCAAGAGCAAAAUCCUAAAGAUAAACCUGUUUGUAAUAGUUCUUCAACUGGUAAAAGACGAGGACGUAGAAACGUUCUCAAAUCAAAGCAAUAUUUUGGAGAUGAUGGUUACAUGAUUACGCAAGACUAUUACGAAUUGGAAUCGUUUAGUGAGGAAAGCGAUUCUGAAACUCAACAGAAAAAAAUUGCGGACGCUAAUGAAAAGACAGCAGCUGAUGAUAAAAAAACAGAAAAACCCUCGAUUAUCACUAAACAAAAAACUAAGCACCAAGCUUCUUUGAUGAGCUUUUUUAAAAACAAGUAACUGUUUUAAAUUAGCUAUUAGAUAAAUGUUUCUAAAAUAGCAUUUGACGAGGAGCUUUAUGUUGAAUUUUAAAGAAUUUAAAAUUUAAAGAAGAACGUUGGAAUGUUGUUGCCGUUAAAAGAAAGUUAUUUUUGAAUAGAUUUAAAAAAUUU
This is a messenger RNA of Hydra vulgaris (swiftwater hydra), 2085 nucleotides long. RefSeq names its product DNA polymerase delta subunit 3. Gene Ontology annotation, biological process: DNA replication; DNA synthesis involved in UV-damage excision repair; DNA strand elongation involved in DNA replication. Gene Ontology annotation, molecular function: DNA-directed DNA polymerase activity. Gene Ontology annotation, cellular component: delta DNA polymerase complex; nucleus. NCBI's taxonomy places the organism in Eukaryota, Metazoa, Cnidaria, Hydrozoa, Anthoathecata, Hydridae. The record is from RefSeq and is a predicted model, not a curated record.